AUGAUCGAAUUCACCGGGGACGAAGGAUUGUUCAAUUUGCGCGCUACAUUCCAGGGCGGGGUACCGCCUCAGGACUCGGACGAUACCGCGUGUAUGUACGCCACUUGGGUAGACGUCGGUGCCCCGAUCGUUGUGACACCGGGUCUGAUAUCUAGCGUUGGCACAAGAACAGCAAGUAACCACUCUCGUUUCAAAUGGAAUUUAUCCAAGUACGGGAAUCCCGUUAAAUGGUUUAUUACUAAGCCGGGAGAUGACAAGACCAAAGGGUUUCAUUACGAUAGAGUUGAAGCAGGAGCUGGAAUAUCUCUGGGGUAUCCAAGCCCCUUUUUUCUCGAACUAUGUGCCGAUGGUUCGGGCGGGAUACUUCGUCCUAUCACAAGCGAGAACGGAUAG
Molecule: messenger RNA, 393 nt
Organism: Rhizoctonia solani
Lineage: Eukaryota; Fungi; Basidiomycota; Agaricomycetes; Cantharellales; Ceratobasidiaceae
Exons: 4
Coding region: 1-393 (130 amino acids)
Source: RefSeq, a predicted model, not a curated record